Molecule: messenger RNA, 4686 nt
Organism: Chrysoperla carnea
Lineage: Eukaryota; Metazoa; Arthropoda; Insecta; Neuroptera; Chrysopidae
Gene: Mdr49
Product: multidrug resistance protein homolog 49
Exons: 17
Coding region: 86-4021 (1311 amino acids)
Biological process (GO): transmembrane transport
Cellular component (GO): membrane
Molecular function (GO): ATP hydrolysis activity; ABC-type transporter activity; ATP binding
Source: RefSeq, a predicted model, not a curated record
UUUGCAGUUUUUUCCAAAGCAGGACAAGCCAAUAAAUGGGAAUCAAAACAGUUUGGUCGAACUACUUCCAAAAAAAACUUCCAAGAUGGAGAGUUCUGAAUAUAUAAGAAUGACGAAUGCGGAUGCGAAAAACGAAAAGAAUAAACAUAUUGGAGAGUUAAAUAAUAUUAAAAAAUAUGUGGUAUCAUCACCUGAAGAGGAGCCAAAAUCUUUCGAGAAAAAAAGUAUUUGGAGAUGGAUUACAUUUCAAUCCUCGGAAAAGAAUGAUAAUCCCGUGGAAACAGAAGCAGUGCCUUUUUAUAAAUUAUUUAAAUUUGCAACUACAUUUGAAUUAAUUGUGAUAUUUUUUGGCGUAAUAUUAGCUAUAUUAAUGGGUUUUAGUUUUCCAUUUAUAAAUGUUAUUUAUGGUGAAUUUACAUCGUUAUUAAUUGAUCGAAACUCAUCUAGAGUAUAUGUUCUAAAUCAUUUUGGCGGUGGUCGAAAAGAAGUUAAUACAUCAGAUCCGCGUGAUGUUUCUGAUGCAAUAUUAGAAGAUUCAUUUGCAUUUGGUUAUGCUGGUAUGAUCUUAUCAAUAUACAUAUUCACAUGUUCAGCGUGCUCAGCGUAUUUGUUGAAUUAUGCAGCUUUACGACAAAUUGAUCGAAUACGUCGAAAAUUCUUUGAAUCAGCAUUGUCACAAGAAAUCAGUUGGUAUGAUACAUACUCCAACAUGAAUUUUGCAUCAAGAAUGACUGAAGACUUAGAAAAGUUAAAUGCUGGAAUUGGCGAAAAAAUAACAUUAUUUGUAAAUUUAAUGAGCUCGGUUGUGAUCGGUUUGGUAUUAGCUUUUAUCUACGGUUGGGAAUUAACUUUAAUUGUUUGUGCAAGUGCUCCGUUUCUGAUUCUUUCAAGUGGUUUUGUAUCAAAGUUGCAAGGAACAUUAACUAUGAGAGAAUUAGAAGCUUAUGGUGGAGCCUCAACAAUAGCCGAAGAAGUGUUUGGAUCAAUUCGUACGGUAGUUGCAUUCCAUGGCGAAGCAAAAGAAUCUGAAAGAUUUGCAAAAGAAUUAAUUCCAGCAAAAAGAGAAAGUAUACGAAAAGGAAUUUUAACCGGUUUUGGAGUUGGACUUUUAUGGUUAAUUACUUACGGUAGUUAUGCUCUGGGAGUUUGGUUUGGCGUAAUGUUCAUUAUUGACGAUCGUGGAUUAGAAAAUCCCACGUAUACAACAGGAGUGUUUUUGACAGUAUUUUUCUCUGUAUUAUUGGGAGCAACAAAUUUGGGUAUCGCCGCACCAUAUUUAGAAAUAUUUGCAACUGCAAAAGGCUCUGCGGCUGUAAUAUUUUCAAUUAUUGAUCGUCCAUCAAAAAUUAAUACAUUUAGUAAAGACGGUUUAACGCCAAAUAAUGUAGAAGGAAAUUUUGAAUUUAAAAAUGUACAUUUUAAUUAUCCAGCACGACCAGAUGUUAAAAUUUUGCAAGGAUUUAAUUUAACCGUGAAAAAAGGUGAAACAGUUGCAUUAGUCGGUCCAUCUGGUUGCGGAAAAUCUACAGCUAUACAAUUAUUACAAAGAUUGUACGAUCCGCUCCAGGGGCAAAUAUUUUUAGAUGGUACUGAUAUAAAAAAAUUAAAUGUAAGAUGGUAUCGUCAACAUUUUGGAGUUGUUGGGCAAGAACCAGUACUUUUUAACGAAACAAUCGCUACAAAUAUCGGUUACGGAUUAGAAGGAGCAUCACAAGCAGAUAUCGAAAAUGCUGCAAAACAGGCAAAUUGUCAUGAUUUCAUUUCAAAAUUACCAGAAGGAUACGAUACUAGAAUUAGCAAUGCUCAAUUAUCUGGUGGACAAAAACAACGAAUAGCUAUUGCACGUGCCUUAAUACGAAAUCCUAAAGUAUUAUUAUUAGAUGAGGCAACGUCUGCACUGGAUUUAAAAAGCGAAGCUCAAGUACAAAAGACUCUAGAAAAGAUAGGUAUUGGUCGAACCACAUUUAUUGUGGCACAUCGUCUAUCAACGAUCACGAAUGCUGAUCGCAUUGUAUAUGUUGAUAAAGGUGUUGUUUGUGAAAUUGGUACUUAUUCGGAGUUAAUGGAGUUAAAAGGUCAAUUUUAUAAUUUGGUUGUUACAAAUACAGCAGCACCAAUAGAAGAUAAAACGGAAGAUGAAGAUGAAGAAGCCAAAAUUAAGAAAUUUAACAGGCAAAAAUCAUUUACUGAAUCAAUCCAAAGUGAAUUAGAAAAAGAACUAGAUGAGGAAAAAGAAAUGGAAGAAUACUAUAGCAAAUCGAAAGAAAGUGUAUUUAUGCGCGUAUUAAAAAUGAACAGACCCGAAUGGUGUUACCUUUUUUGGGGAGUAAUUGCAUCAAUCUGCGUUGGUGGUUUUAUGCAAUCGUUUGGAGUAUUGUUUGGACAACUCAUGGCAAUUUUAGGAAUAGAAGAUAAUGAGCUGGCAACCUCAGAGGCUAGAAAGUAUUCUUUAAUAUUUUUAGCAAUGGGAUUUUGUCUAGGUAUAUCUCAAUUCUUCCAAGCCUACACAUUAAAUAAAGCUGGGGCACAUUUAACAACUCGAUUACGUGAGAAAUUAUUUAGUGUGAUGAUGGUACAAGAAAUGGGAUGGUAUGAUGAGCCUAAGAAUAGUGUUGGAGCUUUAGCAUCAAGAUUAUCUGGUGAUGUUUCAACCAUACAAUCAGCAGUUGGUACAUCUAUUGGAGCCAUUUUACAAAGUUUCUUCUUAAUUUUAAUUGGUGUGGUUGUGGCUCUCGUAUUUUGUUGGAAAUUAGGAAUUGUUUGUAGUUUUAUGAUGCCAUUUAUUUUAAUAUCGGUAUGUCUAGAACAAAAAGCAGCUAAAUCAUCGGGUGGUGAUAAAAAGGCUAUUGAAGACGCCACCAAAGUGGCUGUCGAAGCGAUAUCAAACAUUCGAACUGUAAUGAGUCUCGGCCAAGAGCACACAUUUUUACAGAAGUACACUGAUGAAUUAUACCAAGUGGAACGAAUAUUAAAGAAAAAGAUUAAUUUCCGUGCUGCAGUUUAUGGUUUUGGCCAAGGAAUUAUAUUUGCUUUAUAUACUGUAAGUUUAACGUUUGGUGGCUACUUGAUUGCCGAGGAUAACGUUGACGUACAAACAGUUGUAUUAGUAACGGAAGUAACACUUUACGGGAGUUAUAUGGUCGGACAAGCACUAAGUUUUGCUACAAACUUUAUUGGUGCUAGAAUGAGUGCAAUCCGUAUAUUCCAAACAUUAGAUCGUCAACCAAAAAUAACGUCUAAUCCCGCAUCAUUUUCGAAUGAUCAGAAGUCUAUCGACGGAAAUAUAAAAUAUAAGGAUAUAAAGUUCCGUUAUCCUACACGACAAAAUGCUGAAAUAUUAAAAGGGUUAAAUUUAAAUAUACAAAGUGGGCAACAUGUGGCAUUAGUUGGUUUUAGUGGUUGUGGAAAAUCUACACUUAUUCAAUUGUUACAACGAUUAUAUGAUCCGGAUUCAGGGGUCGUGACAUUGGAUGGCCACGAUACCAAAACCGAAUUAUCAAUACCAAAAUUAAGAAGUCAAUUAGGUAUUGUAUCACAAGAACCAGUUUUAUUUGAUAGAACAAUUGCUGAAAAUAUCGCAUAUGGUGAUAAUAGUCGUAAUCCAAGUAUGGAAGAAAUCAUUGAAGUAGCAAAACAAGCAAAUAUUCAUACCUUCAUUAGUUCACUACCCUUAGGUUAUAAUACAAGAUUAGGCUCAAAAGGAACACAAUUAUCAGGAGGACAAAAACAACGUAUAGCAAUUGCCCGUGCAUUAAUAAGACAACCAAAAGUUUUAUUACUGGACGAGGCAACGUCAGCAUUAGAUAGAGAAAGUGAAAAAGUAGUACAAGAAGCAUUAGAUAAAGCACAAGAAAAUCGUACAAGUAUAACAAUUGCACAUCGUUUAGUUACAAUACAAAAUUCAGAUUUAAUAUGUGUAGUCGACCAAGGAGUUAUUGUAGAAAAGGGCACACAUGAAGAACUAUUAGCGAAAAAAGGUCUUUAUUACAAUUUACAUCAAUUAUCAUCAAUUGAGCAUUAAGUAGCAACAUGGCGAAUAUUUCUAUUUACUAAAUUAGUGGACAGAAAUAGAAUACCUACAUAAAUUUUCAAUUCGUUAAAUAGAAAAAUUCAAUGCACCGCGAUUGUGGAGGAGUUUUCUAUAAAACUACAGUUAGUAAUACUGUUAACAGUUUCUCUUCGAGGAAAAUUGUAUAAAAUUUAUGUUAAAUGACAUUUAAAAACUCAAAAAUAGCUCAAAGUUCCUUUGAUAAAGGCAUGUAUUAUAAGAUAUAUUUUAUAAUCGAUUUGAGAGAAUAAUGACAUCUAAAAAAAAAUUAAAUAACGUUUUUCGAUUCGAUAAUGAAUCGAAAAUGAAUAAAUGAUAAAUCUUAGCAAAAUAUAAUUUUCUAAGAACUUUUCUACUUACAACUACUCUUUCUAAUUAUACGAAAAAUAACUAGUUAAGCUUUUGAAGUAUUAAGCUUCAAGAAAAAUGAAGCGAGUUAUUCUCUCAAAUUGUGUAAACGUUUUCUACUUAGCUAUAGGUUACUUAAUUAGCUUGAGAUAAAACAUCUCAAUGGAAGCUUUAUCUGAUGAAAAGCAAGUAUUAUUUUUUGUGCUUUAAUUAUUAAGCUAUACUUAAGCCUUGAAAAGUGAUUUGAAUAUAAAAAUAUUUUAUUUAAAUACUAGACUACUUUUUUAGAG